AUGGCUAUCACAACACACUUUACCCUCAACACCGGCGCAAAAAUCCCCGCUGUGGGUUUCGGCACUUGGCAAGCAAAGCCUCUGGAGGUUGAGAAUGCAGUUGAAGUUGCACUAAAGCAGGGUUACCGUCAUAUUGAUUGCGCUGCCAUUUACCGCAAUGAGAUGGAGGUUGGAAAUGGCAUCAAGAAGUCUGGCGUCCCACGGGAGGAAAUAUUCAUCACUGGCAAGCUGUGGAACACGAGUCAUGCGCCCGAAGAUGUCGAGCCGGCAUUGAACAAGACAUUGAAGGACCUUGGGGUUGACUACUUGGAUCUCUACCUCAUGCAUUGGCCUGUUGCCUUCAAAGCCGGCGAUAAAUGGUUCCCAUUGAACGAAGACGGAAUUUUCGAACUUGCAGAAGUCGACUACAUCACAACCUACAAGGAGAUGGAGAAGCUUUUGAAGACCGGAAAGGUCAAGGCAAUUGGUGUCUCCAACUUCAACAUCCGCCGACUGGAAGAGCUGCUGGGUCAAGUUUCCGUCGUGCCCGCUGCCAACCAAAUCGAAGCCCACCCAUACCUCCAGCAACAUGAUCUACUGAAGUUCUGUCAGAGCAAAGGAAUUAUCGUGGAAGCCUACUCCCCUCUCGGUAAUAAUCAGACUGGAGAGCCCAGAACAGUUGAUGACCCGCUGGUGGCCCAAGUCGCUAAGGAAACCAGAAUGGAUCCGGGCCCUCUGCUCGCUAGCUGGGGUGUGCAGCGCGGUACUGUCGUUUUAUCCAAGAGCGUCACACCUUCUCGUAUUGAGGCCAAUCUCAAGGUGCAGACCCUUUCGGAUAAGGCUUUUGCGCAGUUGACUGGUCUGGAGCGACACAAGAGAUUCAAUUUCCCGGCCAUCUGGGGUUAUGAUAUUUUUGAAGAGGCUGGGGAGGAAGCGGUGCGCAAGGCGGCGGUUGCUGCUGGUCCGGUUAAUAAGCUGAAGUUCACUGUUUAG
Molecule: messenger RNA, 972 nt
Organism: Penicillium pulvis
Lineage: Eukaryota; Fungi; Ascomycota; Eurotiomycetes; Eurotiales; Aspergillaceae
Exons: 2
Coding region: 1-972 (323 amino acids)
Cellular component (GO): cytosol
Molecular function (GO): aldose reductase (NADPH) activity
Source: RefSeq, a predicted model, not a curated record